AUGCGAAAACGCAGCCGUGUUCCCAAAUUGGAAAUCCACUCAAAUAUCCCAACCAUUCAUCUAUUUACUCACACUUCUCCUGUUUGGCAUCAUGUUUUUCUCGCUGUCACGACUUUCUUUGUUUACUGCAACAGCCUUAACUGCGGUUUUGUAUUUGACGAUGCUUCAGCUAUUGUUGAUAAUCAAGAUAUCCGACCUCACAUUUAUCCAUGGUGGAUUCUAUUUAAGAAUGACUUUUGGGGCACUCCGAUGUCAUAUGAAUCUAGUCACAAGUCUUAUCGUCCACUCACUGUCUUAACUUAUCGUUGGAAUUAUGCUCUGGCUGAGCUAGAUCCCUGGGGUUUUCAUCUUGUGAAUAUCUUACUCCACAUUAUCGCUGUUCUUCUAUUCCAUUAUCUGUCAACACGAUUUAUUGAACCCUCUGGAAGUCUGGCUGCCGCCCUUCUUUUUGCUGUUCAUCCCAUUCAUGUUGAAGCUGUUACUGGAAUAGUAGGACGAGCUGAAUUACUGUCGGCCAUUUUUGUGUUUGCUUCCAUCCUCAUCUAUCUGGAUAUUAUUAAAAGCGAAUCAUCGAAGUUAAUUUCAGGAUUUACUAGGCUAUUGGCUAUCGCCAUUCUCGUGAUUAUUGGGACAUUGUGCAAGGAGCAAUGCAUCACAGUCGUUGGCGUCUGUCUAGCUUACGACUUUGUCUUUCAUUUCAUUCACACAUUCUAUAGGAAUAGCCUAACGGAUCGAAGGACUGUUUGGUUCCGAUUUUUUCUUCGAUUCUUAUUCCUUGCCUUCACAUCCGCCCUAUUCCUCUUUGCCCGUGUGGAGGUGAUGGGCUCGCAACUUCCUCAUUUUACAUCAUUUGACAAUCCGGCUGCCCAUGCAUCACCCCUGACACGUCGAUUAACUCAUCUCUACUUAAUAUUUUUCAACUUGGCUCUGCUCUUUUAUCCUUCUGGUCUUUGCGCUGAUUGGACCAUGGGCAGCAUCCCCUUAAUUGUAUCCUUCUAUGAUUGGCGUAACGUCUGCACUUUUUUUGCCUUUUUUGGUCUGUUCCUUGCGGCUCUUCGUUGUGCUUCUCCUUGGACUAAAACGCGUCAAUCGCUCACGCUUUCGAUGGGACUUGCUUUGCUGUGUUUGCCGUUUUUGCCGGCCUCGAACCUCUUCUUUUAUGUAGGGUUUGUGGUUGCAGAAAGGGUUCUUUAUGUUCCUAGUGCAGGAUUUUGUCUAAUUAUGGGUUUGGGCUUCCAGUUUCUUCUUCAAAGAUGUUCAACAAGAAAUAAACGAAGUCUACUAACAAAGACGCAGGCAUAUUUGAUUCUGGCUGUAAUUUGUUCAGGCUUCUCGCUUAAGACAUUCUACCGCAACUACGAUUGGAAAGACGAGUACUCUUUAUUUACAUCAGCUUUGAAAGUAACUCAGCAAAAUGCAAAAUUAUGGAACAAUGUCGGACACUCUCUUGAAGCGAAAUCAAAGUUUAAUGAUGCUCUUCUGUAUUUUCAACAAGCUGUGAGAGUUCAACCGGACGAUAUGGGCGCAAGAAUUAACGUCGGGCGUACUCUCGUUCAAUUGAAUCGAUUAGAAGAAGCCGAGGCUGCCUACUAUCAGGCUCUUGAUUUCUUCCCCAAGCCUAAGAAAGGAAUGGUUUACCACACUCGUGUUUCACCCAAAGAUCUCACGAUUUUUAUCAAUCUUGCCAAUCUGCUUGCCAAAAAUGAUAGUCGGUUGGAUGAAGCUGAUGCCCUAUUAAGAAGAGCUAUUUCAUUGCGUGAAGAUAAUGUUGACGCUUACCAGAAUCGUGGCAGUAUUCUUGUUCGUCAGCAGAGGUAA
This is a messenger RNA of Rodentolepis nana, 1818 nucleotides long. Lineage: Eukaryota; Metazoa; Platyhelminthes; Cestoda; Cyclophyllidea; Hymenolepididae. The record is from the annotation of a GenBank genome assembly.